UGAUCCACGCACCUAUAUAAAUGUGGCAGUACUAUUUCAUGAAUGAAUUCAUCUUAUCCCUGCAAGAACUUGAGAAAACAAGAAUUCCAAUACUUUCUGUCACUUCCAUUUUCUUUUUAAGUUUGUAACAAACUCAACUCUAGGUUCUUGAAGGAUGCCAAUGGAUGGACGGCUAUACGAAGCAGCUGAAAGUGGUGAUAUGAAGGUCUUCAGAGAAUACAAGGACCAGCUGAUCACCAGGCAGUUAACUCCGUAUAAGAAUACGGUCCUUCAUAUUGCAGCUGGUCGCAAAUUCACCAAUUUCUCUCAGUUAAUUCCAUUUAAGAACACGGUCCUUCAUAAGGCAGCUGCUCAUUGCACUAAUUUCUUUUACGAAGACGCAGAGGACUUUCUUGCUAUAGUUAGUCAAGACCUGUUAUUCCGCUUGAACUCUAAUGGGGAUACUUGUAUUCAUGUGGCAGCUAAGAAAGGCCAUUUCAAUCUCAUCGAAGCCCUUAUUGGCUACAUGAAACAAAAUUUUCCAGCUGACCUCGAAAGUGGUAUUGAACCAGCCCACGAGCUCUUGAGGAUUUCCAACAGUGAAGGAAACAUGGCCUUGCACGAAGCUGUGAUGCAUAGGCGUCACCGGGUUGUGGAAAUGUUGGUUAGAGAAGAUGCUGACUUCACAUAUCCGCCCAACAAUGCUUCGAAAAGUCCACUAUUUCUGGCUAUGGAGAAUAAAGACAAAGUUUCUGCUAAAUUGAUCUUGAGCUCCAGGUCACCAUCUUAUGCAGGCCCUUACGGCACUACGGCGCUACAUGCAGCUGCAUUAAUCCGAUAUGGUGCUUAUGAUUGCUUGGUAAUGAUACUAGAGAAGGAACCAAGUCUGAUAAAGCAAGUAGAUGAUGAGGGAUGGAGUCCUCUCCAUUUUGCUGCAUUCUUAGGGUCUUCAGGGACAGUGAGGGCAUUAUUAAAGAAAGAUAAACAGAUGGCAUAUGAAACCAUAAAAGAAGACAAUAAAACACCCCUCCAUUUGGCAGCCCUCAAUGAUAGGUCACUUACCGUGAAAGAGAUUAUUAAGCAGUGUCCAGAUUCUAAUGAGGCGGUCACAAGUCGUGGCCAUAAUGCUCUUCGCCUUGCAAGGCUAAAUGGCAGUCUGAUUGUAGUACACUUUUAUCUUGGUUUUUUCCAUAUCAUGGUGCACUGUCCCAACAACCUCCGUUAUGCUAACCAGUCGAGUGACCCAAGUGUUGUCAUACAUCACCCUUACUUGAAGCAAACGGAUCGAUGGUGGCGGGGGAAAGAAGUAAAAAAUGAACUCGCGGAAGACGAAGUUUCUUGGAAAGAAAGAAUAAACACACAUUUGGUAGUGGCUACACUCAUAAUGACAAUUGCUUUCGCUGCUGGCUUCACCAUUCCUGGUGGAUAUGAUGAUGACGAGGGUCCAAAUAAAGGCACGGCAAUCUUAGCGAGGAAAGCAGCCUUCAAGGCGUUCGUGGUAGCUGAUACACUUGCCAUGAUAUGUUCUGCGUCUGCGCUAUUUCUGCACUUCACUGCAACCCUUAAGCAAGGGACUAUGACGUAUACUCGUUAUAUUUGGGCUGCAAGAGUCAUCCUAAUUGCUAUGGCAGCAACGGUGAUAGCAUUUGCAACUGGCUUGUAUGCGGUGCUACCUUUCAAUGGCCUAGCCAUAGGUGUCAGUGUCAUGUGCUCUGUGUCACUUUACUGUUUUUUGUUUGUAUCCGACGUGGAAUGGUACUUAAGCCUCAUUUAUUUUCAUUAA
This is a messenger RNA of Lycium ferocissimum, 1762 nucleotides long. RefSeq names its product protein ACCELERATED CELL DEATH 6-like. Gene Ontology annotation, molecular function: protein phosphatase 1 binding; protein phosphatase regulator activity. Lineage: Eukaryota; Viridiplantae; Streptophyta; Magnoliopsida; Solanales; Solanaceae. Bases 155 to 1762 code for a protein of 535 amino acids. The transcript is spliced from 3 exons. The record is from RefSeq and is a predicted model, not a curated record. Gene Ontology annotation, cellular component: plasma membrane.